GUGAAAUUGGCGGCGGUUGACGCGGAAGAGGACUGGGCCCAGAGCUAAUAUCUGAAUAUAUCCUAGUUAUGGCUGACAAGUUUGACUAUCUAAGAGGGGGAGCCUUUGUGGUGGCUUUCUUCCUUCUUGGAGUGUGGAGUCUGCCCUCCUGGCUGAUAGCUGACACAGUAUUCACAGCAUUCUCUGGCAUUGGACUUUACAUUAGGCCUGAGAUCACCAUCCAACUUCAGACCCAAGACCUGAAGAUUGAUGUUCUCCAUUGUCACUUAAACAGAGUGUUUGGAUCAUUCUUGAUUGGCUCAGCUGUAAUAUGGUGCAUUUGUCGAUCAUCCAAAGACAGUACUGUUACAGCUGCAAUGUUGUGGUCAAGAGUCAUGGGUAUAAUAUGCCUUCUUUCCAUAGUAAUUUCUGGGCAUUUGGCAAAUAGAAAACUUUUUACAGAUAAGCACUUAUGGUUUGGAGUACUUGGUAACUCUCUGUGGUGGCUUGCAAAUGCUGUACAGUUAUUGAAGUCUCGACCCAAAGUCAGCAGAGGGCCUUAUGCACAGUCAAGGGGAAUAACUCUAGUGUGUAACUUGAACUUGUUGAUGUUGACUCUUGUUUCCCUAGCUUUUAUGGCAUUCCCACUCAUGACAACAGGUGUAAAGGGAAGAAAGCUGGACAAGUACCAUCUACACACAGCCAGGUGUGCUGGGGCUCUUGCCAUGGGCUUCAGCAUUCUCAUGUGGUUCGUGCCAAGAUUUGUAAACAAACGUGAUGUGAGGGCAGUGUUCAGUGGACAAGUCUUAACUGUUUUACUGGUGUACACAGCUAAAGCCUUUAUGCAGUACACCUCUAAGAUCCUUGGACGUGAAGAAAUUCUUUUGUGGACAAUGAUGUACCUUCCUUUGUUACUCCUGCCAAUGAAUGGCUUGCUUCUGACAUACAGAAACGACACAGGAACUACCCCAGAGACAGGUUCUGAGAUCUCAGAAACAGACAGUGGGGUAGAUAAGGAAACUGUAGAGGAGGAGGCCAAGAAAGGGAGAUAACUAUGCAGGCUCCGUAUUUUAUAAAAUGUAUUGUGGUAUAAUUAUUGGAUAAAAGUCAGACCUGUUAUCUAUAAAGAUCGCUCAAGACACAGAGAAUGUUUCUAUAGGCAGGUAGUCUUUAUGAAGAAGUCUGGUGGCUCAAUAUUAUGUUGGAACCUAAAACAAAUUACCUUAAUAGACAGGUGUUCUUAUUUCAAUGUCCAAACCAUUUUAUGAGGGAGGAUGGGGAUAUAGUGUUACACAUUUCCAUUUUUCUCAUCAUGUCCUUUUCCAAAUCACGGUCAUAUUUUCAUAUCAACUCCAUAGUAACUCCGCUUGAAGUUUUUUGAGUUAUCAGUCCAAGUUAAAGGGUCAAAGGUCAUAUUUGAUAAUCUGUUGUUCAAACUCAUUAGAGAGUGAUUACUAUUCACAGAGAGCAGGGGUAUUCAUGUCUUACAAAGAUGCUUUAGUUUGGAUAAGAAAUAUUUUCAUCAUAACUAUUUAAUAUCCCACGGAAAUGUAUUACAUCAGUCCCACGGUAGCUAUAUAGGUAUAUCAUUGUGGUGCUGUCAAGUAUAACACAUUUGUAUGUCCUUUGUACAAUUUAUUCCCUAUAUUCAAGACACUUUUAUAGAAUGAGGGCUUUGUACAAGUCAUUUUUAAUAAAUGUAUGCAUUAAUAAUUUGAAAGGGAUACACUUGUAUGCAAGCAUUAUAUCCAUUGAAAAAGUGUUUUCUAAUUUUAUUUACUAUGCAUUUAAUAAUAAGUUAAUUUUCGAAAAAUUGAUGAAAACUUGGAUUAGGGUAGAAAAAAGGAGUUAGGUUCAAGUUCUGAUAUGGAACAGUUUGUGUAUAUUUGUAAUCCAUGUUCACAGUGUAUGUGAUAAAGACAACAACAGAAUUGUUUGUUGUAUAUAAUGUUAGAUGUUUGUGUAUUUGACAUCUUUGUGUAUGUAAUUAAAGACUUCACAGCGGUUUCUUGUACAAUAAACAACCUGAAUAUUUGUGUGAAUGUGUUUUGGAAAUCCCUUAUCUUUGUGUUUGUAAUUUAGAGACAUCACAACUGUUUGUUGUACAAUAAACAAUCUGAAUAUUUGUGUGAGUGUGUUUUGGAAAUCCCUGAACUUUGUGUUUGUAAUUAAAGACAACACAAUUUUUGUUGUACUAUAAUCAAAUUUCAACAUGAUGUUGAGAAUUCUGCCCUUGAUAUACUAGUCCCCAAAUGUAUGUUACUGUGUCACCUUCUUUUAUUUAGUCAUAUGUUAUAUCUACUUGUAUACAAAGUUAUGUCCCUUUGUUAUGAUGGAAGGGAGUACCUGUCAGGUACUUUUUGUCUUGUGUUAUAUCUACUUGUAUACAAAGUUAUGUCCCUUUGUUAUAAUGGUAGGGAGUACCUGUCGGGUACAUUUUGUCUUGUGUUAUAUCUACUUGUAUACAAAGUUAUGUCCCUUUGUUAUGAUGGUAGGGAGUACAUGUCGGGUACCUUUUUGUCUUGUGUUAUAUCUAGUUCUAUACAAAGUUAUGUCCCUUUGUUACAGUGGUACGGAGUGCAUGGCCCCUACUGGUACUUUAGUCAUGACUCCCUGUGUUAACCUGUUGCUCUACUUUCUUCCAUAAAUGUUCCUUUUCUUGUGGCACAACAUAUUCACUGUUUCAACAUUGCCAAAUUAUAAACAUUUUUUUCCAAUGUAUGUCAAAGUUUGGAGGUCUUCAGUUUACUCAUAGUAAUUUUAUUGGGACGCAAAUUAUGUUUUUUAUUGCUUUUAAUAUCUUGUCAUCUGACUGACUGUAACCUCACCAAAUGUUUCCUUGUAAGUGCAAUAUAAUGCCAUGUAAUGUUGAAAUAUGUUUUUGAUACAGUGCUGUGCACUUUAAAAUAAUUUAAUCAGAGCUAGCUGUAUCUUUCAUUCUGUCAAUUAAUUACUGUACAUUAUAUGUAAUGUUUAGAUUACCGUCACCCAGGGAUGGUUAAACAGUGGGUUUUAUAUGUUAUAUAGGUGUUUGUAGAUGCCAGAGCUACUGUAUGUAAUUCUGUAAUAACACAUUCACCCAUAAUUCUUUUGGUUAUGGUGUAAUUGACAAUUUUACCAACAAAGAAUUUGAAUUUGAAGGCAAGUAAAAUUAACAAUUAGAAAAUAGAUAGUUGUCCAGCUCAUGUAAUUUUGUCUUCUAGUUAGCAGUAGUUGAUAAACAAUGCAGGUAGUAAGGUAAAAAUAUAAUAAAAAUGAAAUAAUGUCCAUUGUAUCUGUCUCAUAUGUUUUAAUGUAUUUUACCUGGAAGGGAUUUAACUUUGAUAUGAACUUUUUAUAUCUGUCAAUGCAUUUAAAAUGAUAUUUGUGAGAUGUUGGCUUUAGACAUCUAUACUGAAAAUUACUGACCAGAGACCUGUUCCAUUUUUAUACAA
Messenger RNA from Ylistrum balloti, 3413 nucleotides. RefSeq lists its product as uncharacterized. NCBI's taxonomy places the organism in Eukaryota, Metazoa, Mollusca, Bivalvia, Pectinida, Pectinidae. The coding region runs from base 69 to 1031 and encodes 320 amino acids. The record is from RefSeq and is a predicted model, not a curated record. The transcript is spliced from 7 exons.